ACAGAACAUAGGCUAUAUCACAAUGUUCUCCCUUACUAGCGUGAUAAAGAAGCAAUUCUACUUCCCUAAUGUCGCCAGGACAAUUUUCAACGUCACUCCAAGAUUCGUUCCAAGAGCCUUAUACCAACCAAUCAGAGAAUUCAAAGUUAGAUCAGCAGUAAGGAAAUAUUGUAAGGAUUGCUAUUUGGUCAAGAGAAAGGGAAGAGUUUACGUCUACUGCAAGACUCAUGGAAAGCAUAAGCAAAGACAAGGAUAGACUAACAAGUUGUGUAUAAUAGAAACCGAAGUCAUGUAUAUAAUAUCUACCCAAAUACAAUAAUUCUAUAAACUGAGCUAUGCUAAUAAAACUGUAGAAAACUUUUCCGUUGUUCAUUUAGUUAGAAAUCUUGCCAGAUCUUGUUUGUGGUGGUGCACUUCUCGUGCCAGCCUGCGGAGCGUGUUGCUGGUUUUGGUUGUAUGACACAAUUCUGGCAUUUGUAGGCCGUUGCAGCUGCACUUGUGGAUGUAAAGUGUUGUUUGCUCUUGUUCCUGGUGGUGAGGACGAACCUAACGAUGUGAAGAUUGCAUCUUGCCAUAAACGACCAACAGUAGAUAAAACCUCGGAUUCCUUUUCUUGGAAUGAAGGACAAAAUUCCUUGAACGAAUUCAGAUUAGGCUGUUCUUUAUCUGGAUUUUGCUGUGGGCCCUGUCUUGAAUGCUUGCUGACUUUAAGCUCACCUUGGAUGUGUUUGUCUAAUCUAUUUAAACUUUCACCCACGGGAUUCAAGUGUCUUCUGACAUUCAAGUAUUCUCUAUUCAACCUUUCAAAUUCUGUUCUUGAUUGAAUGGAACUGUGACCUUGAACCUGGGUAAGUAUACCAUUGAUGGUACCAAUAUUGGUGAGUCCUUCUCCUACGGCUGCAGCAGCAU
Molecule: messenger RNA, 909 nt
Organism: Spathaspora passalidarum NRRL Y-27907
Lineage: Eukaryota; Fungi; Ascomycota; Pichiomycetes; Serinales; Debaryomycetaceae
Product: mitochondrial 54S ribosomal protein bL36m
Exons: 1
Coding region: 23-256 (77 amino acids)
Biological process (GO): translation; ribosome biogenesis
Cellular component (GO): mitochondrial large ribosomal subunit; ribosome
Molecular function (GO): structural constituent of ribosome
Source: RefSeq, a predicted model, not a curated record